Molecule: messenger RNA, 1762 nt
Organism: Aphanomyces astaci
Lineage: Eukaryota; Oomycota; Saprolegniomycetes; Saprolegniales; Verrucalvaceae
Exons: 1
Coding region: 355-1512 (385 amino acids)
Source: RefSeq, a predicted model, not a curated record
ACUGACAAAUGUAACUCCCAUUUUCAUCUACUUAUUUAACUGUAAAUAGUAGACAGUGGUCGGCUCGUCGCGUAGAUGGCUUUCACUGGGAGCGGACGCACACUUGGCAUCAACGUCAGGCGGACCUUGCGAAGUGGACGGCCGCCGACGAAUCAAGGAGGACUGGGACUCCGAUGACUGAGACAUCCGCAUGGGCUUCUCGUGGGCAUAUGAAGGUCGCGUGUAGACAGGCAAGGACAUGCUUCCCCUCGGUCGCAACCCUGUGGUAGUUACCACGGGGACAUGACUCGAAUAGAGAGCCUCCAAGUCCACAUCCCGUCCAGUAUGUGACAUCGUCGGGACUGAAACACUUCGAUGGGGCAACGACGAUGGCGCAUGGAUCGUAAAGGUAGACUCGUUGUCGUCCGCAAAACGAGUUAUGAACGGGUCAGGUGCUACUGGUGGAUGCUGCGUCCAUCCAAAGGUCGGGGUUUCCAGUCGCGUCGUCGGCGGGUGCAGGCCAUCCUCUCUGCGAGUGCGUCGAGGGCCGGAAUGGUUCCCUUGGGAUUUAUAUGGCGUCAAAAGAAGGUUCCGUCGACUGGUUCGGUAGUGCACACUGCACCUGUGACACGUCAACACGGGAGUUUGUCGAACGAACGAUGCUUCAAUGUCCGAGGCAACGUCAAUCUCGACGUUGUGCGAACAGCUGGAGCACGUGGCAUGCCCGCAAAGCCGGCAGUGGUGGCGGCGUCGGUAGAGUCGGAACGUCUUGAAGCACAGGUGGCAGUAGGCGUUGUACGACCACAGUUGGGUCGGGAUCACAAGGAAAUGGUCUCGUCCACAAAAGCGCGGGAGCCCACCGACCAGUUCCUGCAUCCAUGGCCGAGAGAGUUCGCGGUCGUUGAAGCAGAGCACGAACGAGACCACGCAAUGGUUGGCCACGUCGGGGCUUUUUUCAAUCACAAACCCGCUGUGGUGGACCUUGAGCCUCGCACAUCCGGUGGUGGCAUCGUCGAAGGCAGGGAGUGUCCGGGUGUCGAUAGAUUCCCACACAUGCGUCGCAGCUUCCCGCAUCACUUGGCUGCCGUCAAGGGGCGCCCAUGGCCGCCACGCCACCCGAUCCCAGACAUACUGCUGGCUGUGGGAGGCAAAUACCAUGUCGAACGGCGUCGCGUGCACGCCAUCUCCGCGAAGAGCGAGCCAAUGAACCUGUAUCGCAUCCGAACCGACAGUGGAAACGUCGUUCGCUUGCUUCAGGUUGAUGCUGUGGGUAAACGUUCGCAGGAAAAGUUGGUAGAAGCUGCGCCGGCAGUCGUGGGUCGAUGCCGUUUGGUGCCGCAGCUGGCCAAGCAAGUCCGACACGGUGCCUCGCAGGGAGGUCGUGCCUUUGACCACGUAUUGAUCCCUGCCUACAAAUCCGUCGUAGAUGCGCACGCCAUUCGGCCCAAGCGCGACCAAGUCCAAUCCAGGCAGCCGGUUGUGAAUCAAGUCGAGGCCACGCUUCCGCGCGAGAGCUACAAGGUGGUCCCGUAACUUUGUCGAGACCGGGCUAGCAGCAGCAAGUUUGUUGAUGCGCUUGGCGAAAUCGGACUGCGGAUGCGGCAUGCCGCGCGGCGCGGCUGCCCAAGCACCGUCCAUGUGACUCGUGAUUACAGUACAACUCACUCGAGUGCUGGGUAAAUUCUGGAUGGUGGUAUUUGUUAGUCGAUCAAUUGUUCCAUGGUGAGAUAUGUUUGCAAACCCACGAUCGAUUGGGUGCAAAACAACCCAAACUAAUUUGGAG